This is a messenger RNA of Quercus robur (English oak), 2082 nucleotides long. RefSeq lists its product as uncharacterized. The coding region runs from base 1 to 2082 and encodes 693 amino acids. The record is from RefSeq and is a predicted model, not a curated record. Lineage: Eukaryota; Viridiplantae; Streptophyta; Magnoliopsida; Fagales; Fagaceae. The transcript has a single exon.
AUGGACGAACUGAGGAGCGCCAUUAAGGAGAAGACGGACCGGAGCGUAGACAGAAUGGUAAAGGCUACGGACUCGCUUUUCACCACGGCGGUACUUGAAUGCCCUGUACCAUCAAAGUUUCGCUUACCUCAACUUGAGCCGUUCGAUGGACUCAGAGACCCUCAGGACCAUCUUAAUACAUUUGAGACGACUCUAGGUCUUCAACAACCACCUGACGAGAUACUAUGUCGUUCCUUUCCUACCACUCUCAAAGGAGCUGCAAGAGAAUGGUUCACGAAGUUGCCAACCUCAUCCGUAGACAACUUCGAGCAAUUAAGUAACGCUUUCUUGCGCCAUUUCAUAGGGGGGCAACGACCAAAGAGGCCGGCAAACUACUUACUCACCAUUAGACAGGGAGAAAAGGAAACCCUGAGAUCAUAUGUCAAACGCUUCACCUGGGAGACUCUGAAGGUGGACGAAGCCGAUGACAAGGUGCAGCUGAUGACUUUCAAAGCAGGACUGAGGUCCAGAGAUCUUGUGGCCUCCCUCGCAAAGAACCCGUCAAAGACGAUGGCAGAAAUGCUCCUGAAAGCACAGAAGUACAUGAACGCUGAAGACGCUUUAGCGGCCAUAAAGGAUGCAGAGAAGUCAGGAGACAAGGCAAAGAAAGAAGACGACCGUAGGGGGCAAAAGAGAGAGCGACCGGACCGUCGGAACAAUGACAGGAAUAGGAGGAAGGAUGAUAAAAGUCCUCGGACGGUAAGAUUUACUCCUUUGGUUAUGCCUGUUGACAAAAUUUUCACGCAGAUCAAGGAUGAGCAUUACCUCAAAUGGCCAAGACCAUUGCACUCAUCCCCUAAUGUCCGCGACAAGAACAAGUACUACCAGUUCCACAAAGAUCACGGCCACAACACGGAAGACUGCAGAGACCUAAAGGAGCAGAUAGAGGAGUUGAUACGUAAAGGGAAGUUACAGAAAUAUGUGAAGAAGGGAGAAUAUAGUAAAUUCAGGGACGAUAAUAAAGGCCAGCAUGAAUCCUUUUCACGGGACGACGAUCGUCCUUCCCAACCUUCGCACAAAGUGAUCGGGGAGAUAAAGACGAUUAUAGGGGGGCCAUUCUCGAGAGGAUCGUUUAAAUCACUCAAGAAGGCAUACCAGAGGCAGGUAAACAGUGUCCACACUGUACCCCCGUCUAAGCACAGACGGACAUACCAGGACAUGUCCUUCAGUGAAGGAGACGCCAUGGGAGUGAAGCAGCCCCAUAACGAUCCCUUAGUCAUAAUGCUGAAUAUAGAAGGGUUCAAUACCAAGAGGAUCCUCGUCGACAAUGGCAGCUCCGCAGACAUCAUCUACCUCCCAGCCUUCCAACAGUUGAGACUAGAUCCGAGAAAACUGCACCCUUUUGAUUCUCCACUCGUCAGCUUCAGCAGAGACAGGGUCUACCCCAGGGGCAUAGUGACAUUGACGGUGACGGCGGGGGCCUACCCAGUGCAGUUGACCCGUCAGGUAGACUUCUUAGUGGUAGAUUGCCUCUCAUCCUACAAUGUCAUCACUGGGAGGCCCACGCUCAACAAGUGGAAGGCGGCGAUGUCAACCUAUUGUUUGAAGGUAAAAUUCCCAACAGAUAAUGGCGUCGGUGAAGUGAAAGGAGAUCAAGUCCUGGCAAGAGAAUGCUAUCAAGCUGUCUUGGCUGUGAAGGAGAACCACACAUGGAUGAUUGAAGAAAAGGAAGAAGACAGGAUAGAGGCCCUGGAAACGAUGGAAUUGGUAGAAGGAGAAGCGAACAAGACGACCAAGAUAGGAACGACGUUAAGCCCCGAGAUGAGAACAAGACUCAUAAGGUUCCUUAAAGAGAAUCUAGAUGUCUUCGCAUGGAGCCACGAGGACAUGCCGGGCAUAACUCUAGAAGUCAUCCAGCAUAAGUUGAAUGUGAACCCAGAACGGAAACCCGUUCAGCAAAGACGAAGAACCUUCGCCCCUGAACGAGAUCAGGCAGUUGCAGAGGAAGUUACCAAACUCCUAACGGCAGGGUUCAUCCGGGAGGUGUACUAUCCUGAAUGGCUCGCGAACGUCGUCCUAGUAAAGAAAGCAAACGGGAAAUGA